Messenger RNA from Antechinus flavipes (yellow-footed antechinus), 7240 nucleotides. RefSeq names its product ADP ribosylation factor guanine nucleotide exchange factor 1 (gene ARFGEF1). NCBI's taxonomy places the organism in Eukaryota, Metazoa, Chordata, Mammalia, Dasyuromorphia, Dasyuridae. Gene Ontology annotation, molecular function: guanyl-nucleotide exchange factor activity. Gene Ontology annotation, biological process: regulation of ARF protein signal transduction. Bases 319 to 5868 code for a protein of 1849 amino acids. The transcript is spliced from 39 exons. The record is from RefSeq and is a predicted model, not a curated record.
GCCUCAGCCGUCAGCCUCCUCCUCCCCACGAGGAAGCAUCAGCGGCAGCAGCGACGGCGGUGGCGCCCGAGGCCCUGGGUGCUAAAGCGGGGCUGCCGGGAGCCGGCUCUCCCCCCACCACACCCCACCCCACCCCGACCCGACCCUCCGGCUCUGCCCCUUCUCCCUCCGCCCCUUCCUGCUCCUGCCCUUCUCGCCUUCCCCGCCCCCACCCUCCUUGUCCUGCUGCUCUUUCUCCCUUCUCUUCCUCCUCUUCCUCCUCCUCCGGCCGCGGGUCCGGAGCCGCUACUGCCGCCGCCGCUUCCUUCUUCCGCGUCCAUGUAUGAAGGGAAGAAGACGAAAAACAUGUUUCUGACCCGGGCCCUGGAGAAGAUUUUGGCCGAUAAGGAAGUGAAGAAAGCGCAUCACUCUCAGCUGCGCAAAGCCUGCGAGGUGGCCUUAGAGGAAAUAAAAGCUGAAACUGAAAAACAAAGUCCCCCUCAUGGAGAAGCAAAAGCUGGUUCAAGUACUCUUCCUCCGGUGAAAUCGAAGACUAGUUUUAUUGAAGCAGAUAAAUACUUUCUACCAUUUGAGCUGGCAUGCCAGUCCAAAUGUCCCCGGAUAGUUAGUACAUCCCUAGAUUGUUUACAGAAACUUAUUGCUUAUGGACACUUAACUGGCAAUGCUCCAGAUAAUACUACUCCUGGCAAAAAAUUAAUUGAUAGAAUUAUCGAGACAAUAUGUGCCUGUUUCCAAGGUCCUCAAACAGACGAGGGGGUCCAGUUGCAAAUAAUAAAGGCUUUGCUUACUGCAGUGACAUCACAGCACAUAGAAAUUCAUGAAGGAACUGUGUUGCAAGCUGUAAGAACAUGUUACAAUAUAUAUCUAGCAAGCAAAAAUCUAAUCAAUCAGACAACAGCCAAAGCUACUCUUACUCAGAUGUUAAAUGUUAUAUUUGCACGUAUGGAAAACCAAGCACUACAGGAAGCCAAACAAAUGGAAAAGGAAAGACAUCGUCAACAUCAUCAUCUAUUGCAAUCCCCUGUAAGCCAUCAUGAGCCUGAAUCACCUCAGCUGAGACAUCUGCCACCUGAGACUGUUGAUACUUUGCCUCAAGAACAUGAAGGAGACCUUGACCCCCACACAAAUGAUGUGGAUAAGAACCUUCAUGAUGAUACAGAGCCAGAAAAUGGAUCUGAUAUUUCCAGUGCAGAGAAUGAACAAACUGAAGCUGAUCAGGCUACUGCUGCAGAAACAUUAUCUAAAAGUGAUGGAUUAUAUGAUGGAGAAAACAAUGACUAUGAAGAUAAGGCGCAAGAUAUUGUGCAGAGUAUUGUACAAGAAAUGGUGAACAUAGUUGUUGGAGAUAUGGGAGAAGGGACUGCUGAACAUACAAAUGCAGAUGGCACCACUGGAACUUUAGAGGACGGUAGUGAUAGUGAAAAUAUCCAAGCAAAUGGGAUUCCAGGGACUCCAAUUUCUGUUGCAUAUACACCAUCCUUACCUGAUGACAGAUUGUCUGUCUCUUCCAAUGAUACUCAGGAAUCUGGAAAUUCUUCAGGACCUUCACCUGGUGCUAAGUUUUCCCACAUUUUACAAAAGGAUGCCUUUCUAGUAUUCAGGUCAUUAUGUAAACUGUCAAUGAAACCACUAUCAGAUGGACCACCAGACCCAAAGUCUCAUGAAUUGCGAUCCAAGAUCCUUUCACUGCAGUUACUUCUGUCCAUUCUACAGAAUGCAGGACCUGUUUUCAAGACCAAUGAGAUGUUUAUUAAUGCUAUUAAGCAGUAUCUAUGUGUUGCACUCUCUAAAAAUGGAGUUUCAUCUGUUCCAGAGGUUUUUGAGCUUUCUCUUUCUAUAUUUCUUACCUUGUUGUCAAACUUCAAGACACAUCUGAAGAUGCAGAUUGAGGUAUUUUUUAAAGAGAUUUUCUUAUAUAUAUUGGAAACCUCUACCAGCUCAUUUGAUCACAAAUGGAUGGUUAUACAGACAUUAACAAGGAUUUGUGCAGAUGCUCAGAGUGUAGUGGACAUUUAUGUAAAUUAUGACUGUGAUUUAAAUGCAGCAAAUAUAUUUGAAAGAUUAGUUAAUGAUUUAUCAAAAAUAGCCCAAGGACGGGGCAGUCAAGAACUUGGUAUGAGUAAUGUUCAGGAAUUAAGCCUGAGGAAAAAGGGUUUAGAAUGUUUGGUGUCUAUUUUGAAGUGUAUGGUUGAAUGGAGUAAAGAUCAGUAUGUGAAUCCAAAUUCUCAGACAACACUCGGUCAGGAAAAACCCACAGAGCAAGAGACAAAUGAAACCAAACACUCUGAGACAAUUAACAGAUAUGGAAGCUUAAAUUCUCUGGAUUCUACAGCAUCCUCAGGAAUUGGCAGCUACAGUACACAGAUGUCUGGCACUGACAAUCCAGAACAAUUUGAAGUCCUAAAGCAACAGAAAGAAAUCAUAGAACAGGGGAUAGAUUUAUUUAAUAAGAAACCAAAGAGAGGAAUACAAUAUCUGCAGGAGCAAGGAAUGCUUGGUACUUCACCUGAAGAUAUUGCCCAAUUUUUGCAUCAAGAAGAACGAUUAGAUUCAACUCAGGUGGGUGAAUUCCUGGGAGAUAAUGAUAAAUUUAACAAAGAAGUUAUGUAUGCAUAUGUGGACCAACAUGACUUUUCAGGAAAGGACUUUGUUUCAGCCCUCCGCAUGUUUUUGGAGGGAUUUCGUCUUCCAGGAGAGGCUCAGAAAAUUGAUCGGCUAAUGGAAAAGUUUGCUGCAAGAUACUUAGAAUGUAACCAAGGACAAACCCUUUUUGCUAGUGCAGAUACUGCCUAUGUUUUGGCUUACUCAAUUAUCAUGUUGACAACAGAUCUUCAUAGCCCACAGGUAAAGAAUAAAAUGACAAAGGAACAGUAUAUUAAAAUGAAUAGAGGUAUCAAUGACAGUAAAGACCUUCCUGAAGAAUAUCUCUCAGCUAUCUAUAAUGAAAUAGCUGGAAAGAAGAUAUCAAUGAAAGAAACAAAAGAACUAGCAAUUCCUACAAAGUCAAGUAAGCAGAAUGUAGCCAGUGAAAAACAGAGGAGACUUCUGUAUAAUUUGGAAAUGGAACAAAUGGCUAAGACAGCUAAAGCUCUCAUGGAAGCAGUAAGUCAUGUUCAAGCACCUUUUACCAGCGCAACUCAUUUGGAACAUGUGAGACCUAUGUUCAAGUUGGCCUGGACACCUUUUCUGGCAGCAUUCAGUGUGGGCCUACAAGAUUGUGAUGAUACGGAAGUAGCUUCUCUUUGUCUAGAGGGAAUACGAUGUGCAAUCAGAAUUGCUUGCAUUUUUAGCAUUCAGCUUGAAAGAGAUGCUUAUGUCCAGGCACUAGCCAGAUUCACUCUGCUCACAGUGAGUUCAGGUAUUACUGAAAUGAAGCAGAAGAAUAUUGACACAAUAAAGACCCUCAUCACAGUGGCUCAUACAGAUGGAAACUAUUUGGGAAAUUCAUGGCAUGAGAUUCUAAAAUGCAUCAGUCAGCUGGAACUGGCACAGUUAAUAGGGACUGGAGUGAAGCCACGUUAUAUUUCUGGCACUGUCCGAGGCAGAGAAGGCUCUUUCAGUGGAACAAAAGAUCAGGCUCCAGAUGAGUUUGUGGGUCUGGGAUUAGUUGGAGGAAAUGUGGACUGGAAGCAGAUAGCAAGUAUUCAGGAAUCCAUUGGAGAAACCAGCUCGCAAAGUGUUGUUGUUGCUGUAGAUAGAAUAUUUACGGGGUCUACAAGGCUUGAUGGAAAUGCUAUUGUGGAUUUUGUCCGUUGGCUUUGUGCUGUAUCUAUGGAUGAAUUACUUUCUACUACACAUCCUCGCAUGUUUAGUUUGCAGAAGAUAGUAGAAAUUUCUUACUAUAACAUGGGAAGAAUAAGAUUACAAUGGUCUAGAAUUUGGGAAGUCAUUGGAGAUCAUUUCAAUAAGGUUGGCUGCAAUCCCAAUGAAGAUGUAGCUAUUUUUGCAGUAGACUCCUUGAGGCAAUUAUCAAUGAAAUUCUUAGAGAAGGGAGAGCUUGCGAAUUUUCGAUUCCAGAAGGAUUUCUUAAGACCAUUUGAACAUAUAAUGAAGAGAAAUAGGUCUCCUACCAUUCGGGAUAUGGUUGUACGAUGUAUAGCACAAAUGGUUAACUCUCAAGCUGCUAACAUUCGCUCAGGCUGGAAGAACAUCUUCUCAGUAUUUCACCUAGCUGCCUCAGAUCAGGAUGAAAGUAUUGUGGAGCUUGCAUUUCAAACAACAGGACAUAUUGUCACCAUUGUAUUUGAAAAGCAUUUUCCUGCUACCAUUGAUUCUUUCCAAGAUGCUGUGAAAUGUUUGUCUGAAUUUGCAUGCAAUGCAGCCUUUCCAGAUACAAGUAUGGAAGCAAUUCGUCUUAUUCGCCAUUGUGCAAAAUAUGUAUUUGACAGGCCGCAGGCUUUCAAGGAAUAUACAAGUGAUGACAUGAAUGUGGCUCCUGAAGACAGGGUGUGGGUGAGAGGAUGGUUCCCAAUUCUCUUUGAGUUAUCAUGUAUCAUCAAUAGAUGCAAAUUAGAUGUAAGAACCAGAGGCUUGACAGUAAUGUUUGAAAUAAUGAAAACAUAUGGCCACACUUAUGAAAAACAUUGGUGGCAGGAUUUAUUUAGAAUUGUCUUCAGAAUCUUUGACAAUAUGAAACUACCAGAACAACAAACUGAGAAAGCUGAAUGGAUGACAACUACUUGCAAUCAUGCACUUUAUGCAAUCUGUGACGUAUUCACCCAAUAUUUAGAAGUACUAAGUGAUGUCCUUUUGGAUGACAUAUUUGCACAGCUGUACUGGUGUGUGCAGCAAGACAAUGAACAGUUAGCACGGUCUGGUACAAACUGUUUAGAAAAUGUUGUCAUUCUGAAUGGUGAGAAAUUUACUCUAGAAAUUUGGGAUAAAACUUGCAGCUGCACCCUGGAUAUCUUCAAAACUACAAUUCCACAUGCGCUCUUGACUUGGCGACCUACUAAUGGAGAAACUGCUCCAGCAUCUCCAUCUGCUGUGAGUGAAAAACAAUUGGAUACAAUAUCUCAGAAAUCGGUGGAUAUACAUGAUUCUCUUCAACCAAGAUCUAUAGACAACAGAUAUCCUACACAGUCCCCUGGGGGAUCUGUUGUGAAUGAGGAAAUCAACAAAACAAAGCUCUCAGCAAAAUUUCCAGAACAGAAAUUGUUUGCUGCCCUAUUGAUUAAAUGUGUUGUACAGCUUGAACUCAUCCAAACUAUAGACAACAUCGUAUUUUUCCCAGCAACUAGUAAAAAAGAAGAUGCAGAAAAUCUUGCAGCAGCACAGAGAGAUGCAGUGGACUUUGAUGUUAGAGUUGAUACUCAAGACCAAGGAAUGUACCGCUUUUUAACUUCACAACAACUUUUUAAGUUACUGGACUGUUUGUUAGAAUCCCAUAGAUUUGCCAAGGCAUUUAAUUCAAACAAUGAACAGAGGACUGCUCUUUGGAAAGCAGGUUUCAAAGGGAAAUCUAAACCCAAUCUUCUCAAGCAAGAGACUAGUAGUCUAGCAUGUGGAUUACGAAUUCUGUUCCGGAUGUACAUGGACGAGAGCCGAACCAGUGCAUGGGAAGAAGUCCAGCAGAGGCUCUUAAAUGUCUGCAGUGAAGCACUAAGUUAUUUCCUAACUCUUACAUCAGAAAGUCACCGGGAAGCCUGGACUAAUUUACUGCUUUUGUUCCUAACUAAAGUUCUAAAGAUAAGUGACAAUAGGUUCAAAGCUCAUGCAUCAUUCUACUACCCUCUCUUGUGUGAAAUUAUGCAAUUUGACCUGAUUCCUGAACUUCGAGCUGUUCUCCGGAGGUUUUUUCUUCGUAUUGGAAUAGUUUUUCAAAUAUCGCAACCACCUGAACAGGAGCUUGGAACAAGCAAGCAGUGAUGGUAACAAUAUUACUCUGUUAGAGUUUAUAUCCUUCAGCUCUUUAAAAGGACCAUGGAGCUAAGGUUUCCAGUUUGGAAAAUGCCUUCUUACAAAGAAGCAUGGCAGCAUGUUUCUAUGGUUUGAUGGUACAGGUGUGUAGAACUGUAACUCAGACUUGCAACAAACACUCCCUUCUAAUCCUUUUCAGUUAUCUGAUGGAUUAUCUCUGAUUGUCUUGUUGGGCUCAUGUUGAGCUUAGAGCCUGUUUUCAGCACAGUGUGUCAGUAUGUGCUAUGAUACCCUCCUCCUUUGUUCUAGACAGCAGGAUAGUUUAUGGCAAGUAUGAAGAGUGAAAUUUACCCAAAGAACUAACUAUAUGUGUAAAGGCUUGAACUUCUACAAGAAGUACAACUCAGGAGAGCUGUAUUUUGAAGGAUAAAAUGUUUAUAAUUGGGGGGGAAAGAAAAAAAUUAUUGUUCAUGGUAAAAGAUAUUUAGCAACUAUGGUAUUCUUAUUCUGAAGAUUUUUGCACACUCAGACUACCUGAGAUAUUGGUAAUCAUCCUUCUGUGAAAAAAAAAAUGUACAGAGAUGCAGGUCUGUAAUAUAAAACCUUAAACGUUAUAUAGUUCUUCCUGCAUUAGUUUAUUUUAUUUCUUUAUUUUCAUAUUCAUUUGCUAAAGACCCAUAAUAUUUUGUUUAUCAAUGCACUAGAAGUUUGGGUUGAUAAUUGUUUUUGUUUUGUGGGAUCUUUUUUUCCCCCAGUGUGGUGAAAAUUUUGGGGAGGGGAGGGCAGGGGAAUUAUAGUCCAAAAGCUACCAAUUGCUGACUCUUUUUGAAAACAGAGGUAGAAUAAUAUCACUACUGACAUAACUACCUGUAACAUACUUGUAUUAGGGCUUUUAAACAUGAGCCAUUAAAAAUAUGAUCCUUCAAGGACUGGAACUUGAAUCACUGAAAAAAAAAAACAAGUCUAAGUUGUAUCUGCUGUCACAUUUUUUUUUCUUUUUUUGGGGGGGAGGGGAGAAUUGAUGUAGAUUUCACUCUAUGUACAGAAUUUAAUGUUGAAUAUAUUAAAGUAACAAAUCUGGCAUGGUUUGAGUGAGGAUGGUUAGAUUUAUUGGAAAUGUAUUCAUACUGUGAAUUGUGCUCUGAUGGCUUAAAAAAAGACGAGAUUGUCAAGCAUUCCGUAUUAACAGUGGAUGUAGAAAAUUUUUUUCAGAUGGAUAAAAUGUAUAUGGUACAGAUAUGUAAAGUUUUUUAUGUAAAAAUUCUGUACAACUUUCUGUACAAUAUUGGUUCUCAUCUGGCAUAUUCUAAUCAGGUUAUAGGUCAAUAAAGUUUUUGAAUUCUUUCAUCAGUGCAAUCAAAACCAGUGUAAUCUUAAGAAA